Sycon ciliatum is the source of this 13112-nucleotide messenger RNA. RefSeq lists its product as uncharacterized. The transcript is spliced from 36 exons. Gene Ontology annotation, biological process: positive regulation of transcription by RNA polymerase II. Bases 122 to 12217 code for a protein of 4031 amino acids. Lineage: Eukaryota; Metazoa; Porifera; Calcarea; Leucosolenida; Sycettidae. The record is from RefSeq and is a predicted model, not a curated record. Gene Ontology annotation, molecular function: transcription coactivator activity; histone binding; histone H3K4 methyltransferase activity. Gene Ontology annotation, cellular component: nucleus; MLL3/4 complex.
GUUUUCCUAGUUGUUCGAGGCACCCGCUAGAAUUGCCUCGGAGUUGCUGUAUGUCUUGCAAUUGGUUAUGGACUAGUCGCUGUCGUCAUUACCUGCGGAGCGUAGCAAGGAAGAACUCGUCAUGGCCAGUGGAUUGCGUAAGCGCUCCACUGUCAUAAACUAUGCCUGUUUGGAUUAUGAAGCAACGGACUUGGAGUUGCUGGAAGAUGACAAGUAUCGUGACCCGGAUGUUGCCUACAGGCAGCGCCCAGCACGCUGCUCCAGCUCACGUGGAGAGAGCAGCUCGCGGCCCACCUCUGCGCCAGCUGCUUCCGCGGCCAGCCAGGACGAUGUACUGACAAGGAGUCGAUCCCAGCAGCCGGAUGGGGGACCUCGUCAGCACACAAGUUCUCGCUGUGCCAGCUCUGAUCCAGUAACAUCUCCCUCCAGUGACCCUACCAGUCCUACUGCUGCCACUGCCACUGCAGCCGAGUCCAUCACCACGCCACCUCUGGCAGUUGCAGGUGCUGCCAGCAGCGAUGACGUGGGCACACAGCCUGUGUGUGCUUUCUGUGGCUCAGCCGAUGCACCACUGUCCUUCGGUGACUGUGAGCCCGAGCACUUUCCCACCUCCGCAGAUUUCCGUAUAUCGAGCUUGCGGCGUGGUGCUCACCAGGCGCCCCUCGGCUCCCUGAGCAUGGACAAGCUUACAGACUUCAGAAGCCGUCGUCGUCCCGGCGGGCACGAGGCGCGUCAGAGCAGGCGCGGUACCUUCAUCUGGGCGCAUCGUUUCUGUGCCCAGUGGUCGGAGGGUGUGUUCUCUGACAACGGCAAACUGAUCGGCGUGGACGAGGCCGUGCUGCGUGGCCUGACGGAGCGCUGCUCGGUGUGCCAGAACGUGGGCGCCACCAUUACGUGUCGCUCCGCACGGUGUCGUCAUGCGUACCAUCUACCUUGUGCCACGCUCGAUGAUUCCUACUUGGAUGGUGAGACCAUGACCAUAGCAUGUCCUGAUCAUCUGGGGGACAUUGAAGUUUGUGUUGGUGAACGCGGCGCUUGCAGGCGUUGCAGCUCUUUCGGCGACGUCAAGGACAUGUUCUUCUGCUUCAUGUGCGGCGGACAUGAACACGGCAUGUGUAAUCAUGACACACGCCAACGCUCUGCGGCCACCGCUACACCGGAGAGCCGUGCCAAGUGGAAGUGUUCCGAAUGCAAGAUGUGUACGGUGUGUAGGUCUCUAAUACCUGAGGAGGAAAUCAGUACUCUGUGUGUGGAAUGCCUUGGCUGUGGUCGGCUGGAGCAUGUCCACUGCGCCGACUUGAAGAAGAAGACACUAGAUUGGAGAUGCGAGCAAUGUCGUGAGUGCAGUGACUGUAGCUGCAAGACAGCCGGCAGUGGACCAACGGCCCGCUGGCACCGUGGCUACACGCAAUGCAGCGCAUGCUAUCAGCGCGCAUUGAAGCUGCGCCCGUGCUCGGUCUGUGAGGAACCCUGCACGCCAUCAGAGGAUCUCAAGUGCACAACAUGCAGCAGGUUAAUGCACAGCACAUGUGUUGAGUCCGUCCCAUCCGACUUGUCACUAUUUCGCUGUGACAGCUGCUCUUCCCUGGUCGGCGCUUUGUCUCCUUCACCGCGGCGUCGCUCUGAUAUGUCAUCCCUUGUGGUGAAAGUGAGGAAGGAGCGUUUGAACAUCACUGGUCGUGUUGCUACCCUAAGCAGGGGAUCCAGGCCAAGGAGCCUCUCCCCACCCGUGCCGCAGCUGCGUACCAGGAGAAGAACGGUGAAGAAGUCAUCCAGUUUUCGAGCAGCUCCAAGAAGACCUUCCUUGCCUGAGGAGAGCCUGCCUGCCAGUGGCGGCGAAGUGCCAACAGAAGUAGAGCCACGGGAUGCAAGCGCUGGUAAUCUGCUGGAAUCGGACCCUUGUGAUGACAAAGGUGAUAAGAACGAGUCAGACUGUAUUGAAGAACCAAUGGAUAGUGUCAGUGAAAAGAGCCGGUCGGCAACGCCGGGAACAAGUCGGAGGAGGACCAGCAAAGUGCGGCUGGGCGCUGCACGCUCCACAAGCGCAAUGUCAGAGAGUCAACGUCUGGCCAGUAGGCAGACAGAGCGCACUGGCAAAAGGAACGUGGCCUCUGUGGCUAAGGUCGUAGCAGCGUCUCAAAGAAGACGCAGUGGCAGUGGCUCCCGUUCAUCCAAGCCCACCAGCCGGAUCGGCGCUGCUACAGAAGGCAGCAGCAGCAGUCUGCAUGCUACCGGAACUACGUUAGAACUGACUACUGCAGGUAGUUCCAUUUUCAUGGAUAGCAGCAUGGAGGUGCUCACAGAGUCAUCCCUGGGUGGGGCGGAGGUGAUCAUGGCCGACGAGUUCUGCACCGGCGGAGACGUUGUGGGCUUUGUGGAGCAAGAGGUCGGAUCAGACGUCAACUCCUCUUCGGCCACUGAUAGCGAUAGCGACGUGGAGAAUAGCGUUUCAACUAGCCUGGCCACUGCUCUUGCCGGGAACAGCGCUGAUAGCAGUUCCGUCGUUGUCAGCAAGGCAUCCGCCAUGUUGGAUGCCGAGGAUGAGGAUGCCGAUGACAAUGACAAAGAAGACGAGAUCAUGGCGGCUUUGAAGGAGACAAGUGAAGGUCUGGAGCGACCCCUUCUGACUUCCACUCCGACUGCAGAGAUUGAAGCACGCAGUCAACCCCCUAGCAGCGGGCCAUCAAGCAGCGGCGGCGGUGGCAAGGCAAGCAAGCGCAUCCGUCAGCAGCGGCCUCGUCGAUCUCGCCAGACCAGACCAAGGAAACUGGUAGAGCAAGUGCCAACACCGCCACCUGUGGAGGAAGCGUCGGUUGCUGAGCUUUCACCUGACGAUAAGCAAGACUCGAAGGAGGACAGCGCUUUCUAUGCCAUGGAAACGGCCGUGCUGAUUUUUGCCAACAUUCACCGGAAUAUGAUGAUGAGUGAUGUUUGCUCAGCCUGCGGCAGUAUUGGCAAGGAAGAAGAAGCAGCCAUGCUGUGCUGUAGCCAAUGUGGUCACUGCUAUCAUCCCUACUGCGUCAAUGCCAAGAUCAACAAUAUCACUCUAACACGGGGAUGGCGCUGUCUAAUGUGUAUGGUGUGCGAGGGCUGCGGCUCGCCACAAGAUGAAGAGCAUCUGUUACUUUGUGACAGUUGUGAUGUCAGCUAUCACACGUAUUGCCUGAAGCCGCAGCUGGACAAAGUGCCCGAGGGAUCUUGGAAAUGCAAAUGGUGCGUACAGUGCUUGUCAUGCGGAGCUACCACACCCGGUGUCAACAGCAAGUGGCAGUCCAACUACACGCAGUGUGCGCCCUGCGCCAGCACCACCAACUGCUCCAUCUGCUCGCGCAAGUACCGGACCGAUGACCUCAUCGUGGCAUGUGAAGUGUGCAAGAAGUGGGCCCACGGCGCAUGUCAUGGUCUGAAGACGGAGCAAGCUAUGGAGGAGGCCUCGGCGGGUGCGGACGGCUUUGCCUGCAAGCCCUGUAUGCAGCAUCUGAAGAAAGUAGCGGCGGCUGCGGCGGCUGCUCAGGCCGUUGCCGCGGCGCAACCGUCCCCUAGGCAACCGUCGCCUAGUCAGCCGGCACUGCCACCACCCGCAACCCCACCCACACCGAAGGCAGCGCGGCUCCCGUCGCCAUCGGAUAGCGCCAUGGCGACCCCAAACCAGGCCAAGAAGCCCCUGCGUGACCUGACCCAGCAGGAGUUAGAUCAGCUCAAGUUCUUGGAGGAGUACACGCAGACCCGGCAGAAAGGACUGGCAGAUGCCGGUGUGAAAGUCACAACCCAGGAGCGGGAGGAAGAAAUACGUGUUCAGCGAAGGAUUCGAGAGCGAGUGCGACGUGCGAAGCGCGACCUAAACAAGCCACCUGCCGCCUUGAGUACAACUGGAGGUACAGCUGUGAGCACCGCACAGUCACCCAGUGCCACUGGUAGUAAGGAUGGCGUUCAAGGAAUGGCAUCAGCGCCUUCUUCCGACCAAGCAGGUGCAACACCGCCGCUGCCCGUAGAGCAAAGGAGCACCACUGAACCUCGGCAGGGUGAAUCUAGUACUGGCGAGAAAGCACUCAAACACGAAGCACAGGUUACCGCACCUUCUGCUGAUCUCCUUAAAGAUGCCGAUGAUGCUGCUGUCGAGCAGUCGCCUAUUCCUAUGGAGAUCGAUGCUGCUGAUGGCCAGAAUGAACCAGACGGCGCUGCUGUAUCCCGCUUCACCGCAGCUGCUGCUGCUUCCACUGCUGCUCCUGCUGUUGGUGGUGAGGUUGGUGCCACUGAUUUACAGGGUGUAUCUGCUGCUGGGGAAGUUGCCACUCAGGAGAGUAACAGCAGCCCUGCUGUUGUUUCAACUGGUCUCAAAAUCAGCAUAGAAAGACAUCCAGGCUUGGAUGCUGUGAAGCGUGCACCGUCAUCAUCAUCUCCUCUGGCGUACGUCGUGGGUCAGGAUGAUCGCCGGGACGCAUCUCCGAGUCCAAGCACGUCACUGGCAGCAGCUCGAGCAAGUGUCGAAGAUGAGGUUGCUGCAGUUCCUGGUGACGAGUGUAGACCUGUUGACAGUCCAGAACAUACUCAGGUCAACAGGGGUGAUGCAGAUCAGAGUGUAGAUUCACCAAAACUCAUUCGCUCAACUUCAUGCAGUCCACAAUUCGGUGGGAACAACAGCGAGCAGUUAUCUGGUCUCUCUGAAGUUGCCAUAAAGCAGGAAGCUGUAGACGCGGAGUUAGAGAAACUUGCCGCUAUUACGGAGCAUGGCUCAGCCAACCUUUCAGACACUGCCAUCUACACGUCUGAUGACGUUGUAGCACAGCCUGCACCCACAGCCACGGCCCUGUCGCCAGUAGCUGCGGCUUCGGACAGACACUCUGGAGAAUGCCGCAUGUCACCCGGUCACUCACCUACCAUGUGUCCACCGAGUCCGCGGAGAGAUCUGUUGAGCAUGGAGCCGGACAACUCCCCAAAGUAUGUACGCUCCAGUUCGUGCAGCCCGAAUGAAAUAAUGUAUGACUGUGCCGAACUUGGACGAGAGCAGGCAACUGACUUUGGCAGCAUGGUGCUGACGGAGGAGGCUCUGCAGGGCAGCAAUCUCAUUACUGCACAGGCUUCCCUGCAUAGUGACGCCACACUGCACGAAGCUACUGAGAGCUGUCAAGUCAAACGGGAGCAAAUCAUCUCAAGUGGCGAUGGUGUAGCAGAGCAAGUGGAGCCAAGGACUGUCGCUAUACUGGAACAAGCUGUCCCAAGCGGUGACAUCACUCCGAAGCAACCUGCUGCUGCUGCUGCUGCGAGCUGUGAUGUUGUGCAGGAAGAGGCUGUGCAGAGCAGUGAGGGCAUACCAAAACAAGCAGUUCCAAGUAGUGAAGCAGUCACAGCAGAGCAGGCAGUCGCAACUAAUGAUGUUUCACCAGAGGAAACUGCUCCGUGCAGUGAUGUUUUACCAGAGGAAACCACUGCAAGCGGUGAUGUCGUUCCGGAGAAGAAAGUCUCAAGCCCCGAUGUGACGCUUGAACAACCCACCCAGGAGGUUGGGGAUGCCAGUUGUGACCAAGCUGUAGGAAGCUGUGCCGUUUCACCCAAACCAUUUCCUAGUAGCAGUGAUCACGCUAUAUUAGGACAACCAGUGGCAAGCAGUAACCGCGGUAACGACUUACCAGAGCAAGCCACACUGGAAUCUGAGACUGUACCGGAGCGAGUUGCUGAGGACAGUGGUGCUGUGCCAGAGCAAGCAGUGGCAAGGGACACUGUUUCAGCCGAACGAACAGCCGGGGACUUUGAUAUUGCGGCAGAACAACCAGUCCCAGGAGGCGACAACACACCAGAACAAACUAACCAGGAGACGGGUGACACUGCUCAGCAAUCUCCCAAGGCUGUCACACCUGAGAACACUAUCCCUAGCAGUAACAUCGUGCCAGAGCAAGUCGAUCCAAGUUAUGCUUUGCUAUCCGAACAAACAAAGACUAGCAAGGAUGAAGAAGGGGGCAGCCAAGAUGAACUGCCAGAGUCACCUACUGGCAGUGAUGGUCUUCAGAAAACAAGUUCUCGUGGCAGCCCCGUUGUGCCAGAGCCAGUGGGUGAACAAAAUGAUGACUUGCCCAAACAAGUGGGAGAAAAUACUGAUGCAGUUCUGGGAGAUGAACCUCCAGCUACCGGUGUCUUACUGGAAACAGCCACCCAAGGUGCAAACGACAUACCUGAGAAAGCUUUCGAGGGCAAUGACGCCGUGGAAAUGUCGACUGUUGGUGGGAGUGAUGCUAUGAAAGAACAGCCAGUCCCAAGCGUAGAUAGUGCACUUGAACAGGCUGUCCAGGAUAAGGGUGUUGCGCCUGAGCAAGCUGCAGGAAGCGGUGAAGCUUCACCAAAGUCGACCUCCAAUAUCAGUAGCGUCAUGCCAGAGCUGGCUGAUACCCAGAAGCCAAGCACUAGCGGUAGUGAUGUCCUUGAAAAGGCAAGCCCACUUCCAAGUGACGUCACCCCGGAACCUACCAGCAAUACGAGUGAUGUCACUCCAGAACCAGCAAGCUGUCAGGCGGUUGCCACUCCAGAACCUUCCAGCAGUACGGCUGAUACCUCACCCAAACCGCCCAGCAGUAAGGCUGAUGUCAUUCCUGAAUCGGCCAGCAGCAAGAGUGAUGUCACUCCAGAUCCGGUCAGCAGUAAGAGUGAUGUCAUCCCAGAACCGGCCAGCAGCAAGAGUGAUGUCAUUCCAAAGCCGAGACGUUACAGUGAUGUUGUGGCAAAAGGCCUAACCGAUGAACAGGAGAUGGUGACUAUUGCACCACUGACCCUGAUUUCACCAACAGCACCUGCCAAACCAGCACCUGCCAAGGCCCAUGCAUCUACACCAACCACUACCAGUGCAGUGAUAACGUCUGAAUCAGCGCAACAUGCACCACCUGCUGUGUCAGCAGCAGCAGCAGCAGCAGCAUCGGCUGCACUGCCGACGCAGAACACAACAUUUCUAUCCACGCCGGCAGCAGCGACAAUGCUGAGCACUGUUGCAAACUCUACGCCUACUUCACCAGAACAACAGAGCACGGCUUCGAUGUGUACCCCGACCGCGCUACCAACUCAGAGCACUGCUCCAACAUCGACGUCGACAACACCAGCACAGAGUGAUGUUCUGAUACCCACAUCCACUGCGUCACCAACUCAGAGCAUGGCUCACGUACUGCCAUCGGCAGCAUCACCAACACAGAGCACUGCUUCGAUUUCCACACCGACUACCGCACCAGCACAGAGCACUGCCCCGGUAUUGACGUCAGCAGCACCAGCACAGAGCUCUGAUUCGGUGUCCACUUCCACAAUAUCACCAGCACAGGGUGCUCCGCCAAUGUCAAUAUCGGCAGCAGCAGAGGCACCGACACAGAGCGUUGCUCCAGUAUCGUCAUUGCCUGCAGUACCAACUCAGGCCACUGCUGCAUCAAUCACGCCUGCUAAGGCAUCACAGUCCAAUAAGCCAGCAUCAAAGCCUGCAGGCACUUCCCCGUCCAAAAAGUCUAGGGCCUCAUCUGCAAAAUCUACUCCUAUGUCGACAGAAAAAUCCACUGCGAAAUCCACAACGAAAUCCCCUACAAAAUCCACUACAAAAUCUGGUGCCAAGUCGUCAAAAUUAUCCACUCCGCCAUCAUCAAAGUCUGCUUCUCGUAAGCGACCUGUGUCUUCAGGAUCGACGGCGGGUACAAAGGCUGGUAGCCACAGCGAAAGUGUAGUGUCACCGUCAAACGCAAGUGCCACGAGCACGGUCAGGAGCCAGCAGCAGCAGCAGCGCUUGCCUCACUCUAUCGACAGUAUCCUGAACAACCCCAGUGAUACAAACAGUCUUGCCAGCGAUCAGCGCAGCCAUGGCACUGUUCCACCGCUGGUGGGCACGCCGACCAACCCACCACUGCCACCACCAUCCGCGGGUACGUCGUCGGGUGCUAAUACUCCCCAGAUGCAGUCACCAUAUUAUCCACCGGGCAUGUACCCACAGUGGCCGUAUAAUCCGUAUGCCAUGCCACCCAACGCUGCUGUUGCUACUAGUGCUGCUGGAUCCCUUGUACCCAGCCCAGGGAAUAUGCCAAUGCCACCUGGUUACGGGGCGCGCAUGCCGCCACCAGGUCUUGGCGGAGCAUCGCCGAUGGGCUAUCCGGCAAUGUACAGCCAGCAGAUGUACCCGUUCUACCCGCACGCCCCGUACAUGCAGCACUACGCACCACCGCCACAACCAGCACCGGCCAUGUUUGCCGGCACGGCCCCGCAAAGCGCUGGCGCACAGGCCAAUGAGGCGUCGAGCAGUCGAGGUACUCCAGAACCACCGUCGCAGGAUCAGAAAGACAAAUCAGAGAAGGAGCCAGGUAGUGCUGAGACACCUGACUCGCCUAAGGACGAAAAGUCAACAUCAGCGGCUCCAGGAGGUGCAAAGUCCGCCGAGGGUGGUUCGGGAGUGCACAGGCGUGCUGGCUUACAAUUGUAUGCUGAAGAAGAGAAGCUAGCAUUACAGUCUGUACUGGCUCAAGUCAUCUAUGUGUUUUCAGAGUUUAGGGAAGAACUCGACGCCAUAACAAGUGUCAAAGAAAGAUUCCGGUUCACCAAGGCUAAGUGGAAGGACCUCGACCUGGAGGAGAAAAAGAAACACAGGCAAACAUCAAGACUUAACCGAGCCAGGGCAGCUGCAAGGGAGAAAAAAGCCGCCAAAGCAAUGGCAAAGUCUCCAACAUCAUCGUCGCAAGCAACUGCAGUUACAAAAACUCCCGCAUCAGUGGCAGCAACAUCAGCGGCAGCAACAUCGGCAGCAGCACCAACAUCAGCGGCAGCAACAACUGCUGCUCCAACAGCAGCAUCAGUAGGAACAACAUCAGUAGCAAUGGCAGCAGCAACAUCAGCAGUUGCAGUGUCAACAGUGAGUAGAGCUGCAGCAAAUACCACCCAGCCGCCGUUAUCAUCAUCAUCAUCAUCGAGCAUGGCCAGUGUUCCUACGGCCAGCAUCGUGCCACCUUCACAUUGGCUUGCCACACAACUCAGAACCCCACCCGGUGUGCCGCAGCCACCACCCCUCAUACCAACGGAGGUUGCCGAGCUUCAAACAACGGGAGCAGGCUCGGCAUUGCCGCCACCGCCUCCGCUGGGCUCUGAAAAGCCUUCGGCAGUUUCUCCUACAACUAGUACUAGCAAGGCGUCGCCACGAAAACGAGCGAAAGAUCCAGCAAAGGCGGCAAAGAUGCUGGCGUCGAAGGCAAAGGCACUGGCCAUCAAGGACAAGGCCACAGCAGUGCCUACUCCAGCCAGCGUCGUAGCAGGAUCGAGCAUAUUUUCCGAUCUUCCAGCUCCUUCUGUGGCACUGGCUGGCAGUACUGUGGGGUCGACCGUUGUUGGCACCGGUAUGAGCAGCCAAAGCACAACCACGGCCACCUUCCCGUACAAGAGUACUGCCACCACCACCAGCAGCGGUGGUGUCUAUUCUUCCCCCAGUGCAGCUCCUAGCCAUGCUGCCACUGCUGUGCAGUUAGCUGAUAGUAGCGGCGCUGCACCAUCCCAGGACUCUACGUUGUCUGUCAAGUCUGAGCCGGCCAAGAAAACGCCAGUGAAGCGGCCGAAGCAGACACGCAACCCUAAGACCGGCCCAGGAGGUUUCUGCCAUGUGCCGCAAGCAGUGCAGCGUCUCAUGAAGAAGAUGGUAACUGAUGUAGAGAUCACGCUCAAGAAAGAGGCCAGAGUGAAAGUGAAGGCAGCAGCAGCAGCAGCAGCUGCAGCCACCGUCCAGCAAGGCAACGUCAAGCCUAAAAUCAUCCGCAAGAGAAAGCCCAAGCCUCCGGCAGAAUUAGCUCCGGAUGCCAAGCGGUUCAUUCCAGGUGACCCGGCAACAGCUGGCGCAAUGGCAGUAUCAAACAGCCUGGCUCCCAGCGCCGCCAGCGGUCUUCACCACCCUGCAAACAAUAGCCUCAGUCUUGUAGGUACCCACACUCCAGCUGCCACACACCACACUGCGUCGUUGAUGAGCAGGUCUGCAGUUGGCACACACCACCUCAACAAUGGACCACUGCUGGAAAGGCCUCGGUUAGAUUCCAUGCCGAUUUUCCCAAUGCUGAGCAAUCUCCCUGCCCCACUGCCUCCGAUGCCACCUUACCUUCCACCCCUCGGCCUACUCGCAUCAGAGCGCUUCUCUCAGCUUUCAGCCGAGCUAGAGCACCCCAAUCACCUGGCUUCCUUCCCGGUUGCUCCGUUUGAGCUGGAACCGUUCUAUUUCCCAGGCCUUGUCAGGGGUACCUUUGGCUGUGGCUACGUUGAAGGCAUCCCAGACUACUAUGGCGCCUGCCGCAACCCUCCGGAUAGCAGUCCUCUGACACCGCCUGCUAGCCCUGUGCUUCACCUGGCAGGCAAUGCUAGAGGUACGGAUCGACAGAGUCAGCAACCUGCCAAGUCUGACAAGCCAACCAAGCCCGCUGGCUCCAAGAAGGGACUGAAAUCGGUCAAAGUCGCCAAGAUGCUAAAUCCGCUGAAGCGACCGCCAGCCGAGUCUGACAUGCCCCUGAAGAAGAUUGUAAAGAGGGCACGCAAGACCAGCAAGGACAAGCCUGUUGAACCAGAACUGCCAAAGCGCCUCGGUUGGAGACGCUGGACAUCGGAGUUUGUAGCUGUCAUCAAGAAAGAUUCCCUGCCGAAUAGUAGAAUAAUAACCAAUGCCAAAGAAGUUCCGUACUUGCUUCGACAGUGCAGUGUUGAUCAGCGCCAAUGUGCAGUGUGCUACAUGUCAGGAGAGGGAGACGUAGAGGGUGCUGGCAGGUUGCUGAAUUCGAGCGUAGACCAGUGGCUGCAUGCUAACUGUGCUGUGUGGUGCGCGGAGGUGAGAGAGCAGCAGAACUACCUGGAGAAUGUCAACAUGGCUCUGAAGCGCAUCAAGAGCACGGUUUCCGUCUGCUCUAUCUGUAGCAAGGCUGGCAGCGGCGUAGCUUGCUUUGCUUGCGCUCGCUCUUACCAUGUUCAGUGUGCCCGCACGGCUGGUCAUCACUUUUAUCAUGACAAGUCGGUCAUGUGCAGUAAGCAUAACACUGCAGUACCCGAACUGCUAGUCCAAUCCGUGGCUGUCAAUCGCCGCUGCCUUAUCAAGCGCUCCAUUGACGAGGAACUUGCGCAGUUGGACUUCAUGGAAGGGAACCAUGUCAUUCGCCUGGGCAAUCUCAUCCUGGUCUCCAUUGGUCAGCUCAUUACACAGCUACCCACAUUCCAUUCCCGCUCCUUCAUUUAUCCGGUUGGAUUCCGGGUGACCAAGGUCUACUGGAGUAGACGUGGACUAAACCGCCGCUGCUUCUACCACUGCACCAUAGUAAACUCCAGCGGUGCGCCGCGCUUUGUCGUCGACAUUGAAGAGCAGGGCUACAAGACCGUGCAACUCAGCAACGCGUCUCUGACCAGACUCUGGGAGCAGAUUGCCAAGCCCAUCAACAACAUGAGGCAGAAGAACCGUGCUCUGAAGCUCUUCACAGCGUAUGUGAGUGGUGAGGAGUUCUUCGGACUCAGCCAGCCACUGAUCAAGAAAAUACUGGAGUCCCUGCCCGGUGCCGAUCAGCUGGAAAAUUACUUGUUUGCCUCACCGCGACAGACCCUGGCAUGCAAGCACUUACCUCUACCCAAGAAUCCGACUGGCAGUGCACGAUCACAGCCGUUCAUCAACGUGCGGCAAAGACGUGUGAUGCCAUCGGCCGGUAUGAUCAGUGGGUCACGUCACCAGAGCCACCAGCCAGAGAUGCCAUUCUCCGGCCUCACCACCCUGCCAUACAAUAAGCAGUUUGUGCGCACCAAGGCUGAGCAGUAUCGACGCCUGCGGCAGGAGUGGAGGAACAAUGUUCUGCUUGGGAGAUCUCUUAUUCAGGGCCUAGGUUUGUUUGCCAAGAAGGACUUUGAGAUGCACUCCAUGAUCAUUGAGUAUGUGGGUGCUGUCAUUCGCAAUGAAGUGGCCAACAAGCGUGAGUGUGCCUAUAAUGAAUCGAACCGCGGUUGCUACAUGUUCCGCAUCGAUGCAGACCAUGUUGUAGAUGCUACUAACAAUGGUGGACUUGCAAGGUACAUCAACCACUCCUGCGAGCCAAACUGCUUAGCCGAGAUUGUGACGAUCGACAGGGAGAAGAAGAUUGUUAUCAUGUCUGGCCGACGGAUUGCCAAGGGUGAAGAGCUGACCUAUGACUAUAAGUUUGAAUUUGAGUCGGAGCAGAAGAAGAUCUCCUGUCUCUGCCAGGCUGCAUCGUGCAAGAAGUGGAUGAACUGAACAGACACAGAUGAUGUGCAUCAUCGAUGGCCGGGUCGAGCUGAAUCCCGCCGCAGAGCUAUGUGUUUGAGUGCAUCGUGCAAUUGAAAUGUACAGCGUGACUGACUAUAACUGGGGGAGAGCUUCUGAUAAAGCGGUCCUUGGGGUCUUAGCGGUCCUUGGAGCCGUACAAAGUUCUGCUCAAAGCUUGUUUUUAUGUUGGACACCCCGCAUCGUGACUAUAGCCCAGAAAAAGCGGUUCUGCACUGUGCCUUGGAAUUUCGUUGUUAUGACGACUUGAUAUAUUUCCGAUCACGAACCUUUUGCUGACAAACACAUUGCUGUGUUGUCCCAGCCACCUCCUCCAUAUUGAAUUGUGUACAUUUCGAGAGUCUUUCCUACGAAUUGCUGACUUAUUUUCCCUGUUCACCUCUUCCCGGCUAUGCUGCGGAACAUCUGUACGAGUGCUGCAAAUACGCUAAAAAUACACCAGUCGUAUCUCACCCUGUCUCUCUCUCUCUCUCUCUCUCUCUCUCUCUCUCUCUCUCUCUCAACCCCCUCCCCUCCCUCUCCCGAUUUCCAUGUCUCCGCACCCUUUCCUAUUUUCAAUGACAAUUCCCUACGGGUAGGAUGCAAAGAUGAAUUCGCCAUGUCACUAGCUGCAUCGUUGCUUGUCUAUCGUGUACUCGACUUUCAAGGUGUAACAUCGCCCAAUCAUGUUGAAAGUCCCAUGUUUAAAAGUCUUGCUUGCUCUCUAGCUGUGAAGUUAACUACUUCAAGUAGUGCUAGGUCAGUAAGUAAUGUUACAUGCACAUCUUAUCAACUGACUGACCUUGUUUACAUUGCUUUUAUAAUAAUGACUACCUGAAAGUAGCCUAGUAGCUAUUUGCAAUGCUUCUUGCCAGUAUGUACAUUU